Molecule: messenger RNA, 1578 nt
Organism: Penicillium canariense
Lineage: Eukaryota; Fungi; Ascomycota; Eurotiomycetes; Eurotiales; Aspergillaceae
Product: putative carboxylesterase
Exons: 4
Coding region: 1-1578 (525 amino acids)
Source: RefSeq, a predicted model, not a curated record
AUGGAAACAACCCGCCGCUCGCGCCUCCACUCCCUCGCCCACCGCGGCACCAUCGAAGGGGUCACCAUCGCCGCGCCGUCUGGCACAGACCUCUGCCACUACUUCGGCGGCGUCCGCUAUGCGCUCCCGCCGCUGCAGCGGUGGCGCCGAGCCCGCCGGUUGCCGUCCACAUUUAGCUACGGCAGCAAAGAUGCGCCGGGUCGGUGCGACGGCGGCGCGGGUCUGUGUCCGCAGCCCGAGUUUAGGGGCGUGUCGCCAAGCGAGGAUAUCUGGACGGAAGAUUGCUUCCAGUGCAAUGUGUGGGUGCCGACGGGAGAGCCACCACGGGGCGGAUGGCCGGUUUUUAUGUUUAUUCAUGGCGGGUGGCUCCAGUUCGGCUCGCCGAAUGGCUUCAAUGCGGCGGCGCUGCUAGGCGAGAGUGGGUUCAAAUGUGUGGUUGUCAUGCCGGCGUACCGCGUCAACCUGUUUGGCUUCUUGUAUUCGGCUGAGCUGCAGCAGGAUGCUGCGGCUGUGGGCGAGACGGUGGGUAACCACGGGUUCUGGGACCAGCGGCUGGCCAUGGAGUGGACGAAGGAGAACGUCCAUCUAUUCGGGGGCAACCCGGAGAAUAUUACGAUCUCGGGAUACUCUGCUGGUGCCAACUCGGUCUUUCAUCAACUGGCCUACGACCUGCGCCAACCGGACGACAAGGCCAUCGUGCGCCAGGCAUGCAUCCUCUCCAACUCACCAGCCGUACAACCUAAGGCGCCCGCCGAGACGCAAAUCCAGUUCGACGAGCUCCUCGCUGCGCUCGAUAUCCCAUCUUCCUUCUCAGCCAUCGAGAAGCUCGCCCGCCUCCGCGCCCUCCCACCGAAGACGCUCCUUGAGGCAGCUAAGAGCAUCGAAGUACACCAAUUCCGCCCCACGACUGACGGCGGCUUCAUCGUGCCCACGCUCUUCCAAUCCCUCGACAGCGGCGACUUCGCCCGCAAACUACUCGCCCGCAACAUCCGACUCAUCCUCGGCGAAUGCGCCGACGAGCAUUUCCUCUACGGCAUCUGGUUCCCGCCAAAAGCCGACACGCUCGACGCGCUACGCACCCGGCUAAUCGCCGACUACCCCGAGCGCGUCAACUGGACGCCGGACGCCUGGGGCCGGAUCUACGCGGACAUGCAGGUAUACCACAUGCAGCGCGGGCUGAUCCACGCGCUCACCUCGAAUACGGCGGGCGUCGAUGCGUCGCGGCUCAUCUAUCGGUACCGCAUUGAGUUCCGCGCCGAGUGCAUUGAGAAGAGCCUUCCGCUGGAGUGGGGGGUUACGCACUCGUCGGAUUAUCCGUUGUGGUUCUGGGGUAAUGGGGAUGUGUUGACACCGCGGGAGAAGAAGAGCACUGACGCGGCGUUGAUUGGGCCGUUGAGUCGGUUUGUCCAGGGGGUGAGUGCGGAGGGGAGCGAUGGAUUUGGCUGGGGGACGAGUGGGAAGGGGGUGAGGGUUUUGAGGGCUGAUGGGGAGGUGGAGAUUCGCGGGGAUGCGAUGUGGGAUGUGGGUGUGAAGAUGUGGAAGGCCGUGCGGGAUGUUGCGGAGAAGGCGAGGCUUUGA